Messenger RNA from Marchantia polymorpha subsp. ruderalis, 602 nucleotides. The record is from the annotation of a GenBank genome assembly. Lineage: Eukaryota; Viridiplantae; Streptophyta; Marchantiopsida; Marchantiales; Marchantiaceae.
CUGGAUUCUUCAGCAGCACAACACUUUGCUCUGGAACCUCCUGACUUUCACAUCUCGUUUAUUCCAUUCCGUUCCAUUUCGUUGUCCGUUUUGAAGCCUAGCGUGAAUUUCUUCUCUUAACCAUUUCAAGAUGUCUGGAUGCGGAAGCUCUGCUUGUUCAUGUGGCGCUGCCUGCAAGUGCAGUACUGGCAACAGCUGCUGUUCCUCGAGGUCCAUGGACACCUUCGAGAUCUCUGAGAUGAGAGGCUUUGAGGGCGCCAACGAGGGAUGCAAGUGCGGUGACAAGUGCUCAUGCAACCCUUGCAACUGCAAGUGAGACGGGAGAUUGAAGCUAUGGAAGUCAUGCUGAUCUACUUACAGCAACCCUGUAGGAAGUCUGAAAGUGGUGAUGAAGCCUCCUUCAUAUGAAAGUAGAAGGCUAAGAUCCUCUGUAAAUUGGAUGGCUUAAAUAAAGUAAUAUCUUCAGUGCGAAUUUGUCUGUUGAAGGUUGCUUAUAUCGUCUGCGCCCAAUUAUGCGCACUGCAGCUGUUUCAACCACAGUAAAUUGAGGGAAUAAAUGGGAGGUGAGGCAAUUUGUGGUCAACAACUUUUGUUUGUUUUCU